AUGUCUGCACGCAAAAAGAAUCGUAUCCAUGUUUUCUUUGUUUCAAUAAUGAUUAUAAUAUCAUUGGUCAGCGGAUUUGGAGAAGGAAUAAAACAGAUAAACUAUAAAGAUUUGAUAAAAGACACAAUUCCAGGUUGCACUAGUAAGAACCCUAAAGAAUGCGUCAAAGUUCCAGCCAACACUUACCAUCGUGGUUGUGAAAUUUCUACACGUUGUCAUCGUGAACAGCAUUCGAGUUCGGGUUAA
Molecule: messenger RNA, 246 nt
Organism: Arabidopsis thaliana (thale cress)
Lineage: Eukaryota; Viridiplantae; Streptophyta; Magnoliopsida; Brassicales; Brassicaceae
Gene: RALFL7
Product: RALF-like 7
Exons: 1
Coding region: 1-246 (81 amino acids)
Cellular component (GO): extracellular region
Source: RefSeq, marked reviewed